AUGGCUACAAAUGGUUCAGCAGGACAUAUAUGUCCGUCUCCGAUGAAGGCGACAUCAAAUGGUGUAUUCCAGGGUGAUAAUCCUCUUCAUUUUGCGCUGCCUCUUGCUAUUUUGCAGAUAUGUAUAGUAGUUGCUCUCACUCGGGGUCUUGCCUAUCUUCUGAAACCACUAAGACAGCCACGAGUCAUUGCUGAGAUUAUUGGAGGAGUACUGCUUGGUCCGUCAGCUCUGGGACGAAACAAAAGUUAUCUCCAGGCAAUAUUUCCACCAAAGAGUAUCACGGUGUUAGACACCUUAGCAAACCUUGGUCUCCUGUUCUUUCUAUUCUUGGCAGGCCUAGAAAUAGAUCCUAAAGCCCUUCGCCAGACUGGAAAAAAAGCCCUUGCCAUUGCCGUAAUAGGAAUCAGUCUCCCAUUUGCAUUAGGAAUUGGUUCAUCGUUUGUCCUCAGAGCAACCAUUUCCAAAGGGGUAGAUUUAACUGCCUUUCUUGUGUUCAUGGGUGUGGCCCUCUCUAUAACUGCUUUCCCCGUUUUAGCACGUAUUCUGGCUGAGCUGAAACUUUUGACUACUGAAAUCGGAAGAUUGGCUAUGUCAGCUGCUGCAGUUAAUGAUGUGGCUGCCUGGGUUCUGCUUGCUCUUGCCAUUGCCUUAUCGGGUAGUAACCAAUCUCCCCUUGUUUCGUUGUGGGUCUUAUUGUCUGGAUUUGUGUUCGUCAUCUGUGCAAUUCUUGUUGUACCCUCAAUCUUCAAAUGGAUGGCUCAACGUUGUCAUGAAGGUGAACCCAUUGACGAAAUCUACGUGUGUGCUACACUUACUGCUGUUCUGGCAGCUGGAUUUAUUACUGAUACAAUUGGUAUUCACGCCAUGUUUGGUGCUUUUGUGAUUGGAGUUCUUGUUCCAAAGGAGGGGCCAUUUGUGGGUAGUCUCGUGGAAAAAGUUGAAGAUCUUGUAUCUGGUCUAUUUCUUCCGUUGUACUUCGUCUCAAGUGGACUGAAGACCAAUGUAGCAACAAUUGAGGGAGUUCAGUCAUGGGGUCUAUUAGUUUUGGUCAUAUUUACUGCCUGUUUUGGGAAGAUUUUCGGGACUGUUAUGGUCUCACUUCUAUGCAAGGUGCCUGUCCGGGAGGCUUUAGCUCUUGGGUUCCUAAUGAACACUAAAGGAUUGGUGGAACUCAUUGUCCUCAACAUUGGCAAAGAUAGAAAGGUUUUGAAUGACCAGACUUUUGCCAUUAUGGUUCUAAUGGCUCUGUUUACUACUUUCAUCACCACACCUCUUGUCACUGCUGUAUAUAAGCCAGCAAAAAGAGCCAGAAUGGCUGAUUACAAGUAUAAAACAAUUGAAAGGAAGAAUACGAACUCCCAGCUAAGGAUCUUGUCCUGUUUCCAUAGUGCCAGAAACAUUCCAUCAAUUAUAAAUUUGCUUGAGGCCUCACGAGGUACAAAGAAACGUGAUGGCCUUUGUGUUUAUGCAAUGCACCUGAUGGAGCUCUCUGAGAGGUCAUCGGCGAUACUAAUGGUACACAAGGCGAGAAGGAAUGGGUUACCUUUCUGGAAUAAGGGACUGCGAUCAAAUACUGAUAACGUUGUUGUGGCAUUCGAGGCGUACCAACAAUUGAGCCAUGUGUCCAUCAGGCCAAUGACAGAAAUCUCUUCAGUUUCUAAUAUGCAUGAGGACAUUUGUGCUACAGCUGAGAACAAAAGAGCUGCAAUCAUAAUCCUUCCAUUCCAUAAGCACCAGAGGCUAGAUGGUACAUUAGAAACUACACGAAAUGACUUUCGUGGGGUUAACAAAAGAGUUCUUGAGCAUGCACCAUGCUCCGUUGGAAUUCUAGUCGACCGUGGGCUUGGUGGAACCACACAUAUUGCUGCAAGUAAUGUUUCUUAUUUCAUUACAGUUCUUUACUUUGGGGGCCGUGAUGACCGUGAAGCCCUUGCCUAUGGGGCUCGCAUGGCUGAGCACCCUGGUAUCCGUUUAGUGGUCAUUCGCUUCUUAGUGGAACCUGAGAUUGUUGGGGAGAUAUCAACAGUUGAUAUUGAUCACAAUUCUGGCAGCAAAGUGGGGUCGGUAGAUGAGGAAUUCCUUGCUGAAUUCAAGCAUAGAAUCGUUCAGGAUGACUCAAUCACAUACGAAGAGAAGGUAGUCAGAAAUGAGGCCCAAACCAUUGGUGUGAUUCGUGAGAAAGGUCGAUGCCAUCUGUUUCUGGUGGGACGAUGCCCUGGUGGAGAAGUAGCCUUGGCCCUAAAUAAGAGGAGCGAGUGCCCGGAAUUGGGGCCUGUGGGAAGCUUGUUGAUAUCCCCAGAUUUCUCUACUCAAGCAUCAGUCUUGGUACUGCAACAAUACAACGGUCAGGUACCAUUGAAUUUAGCGUCAGAGAUGGAGGAGUCACUUGAUAAAGAUACAGACUCGACCUAGUCUGGUUUGAAUAUGACUUGACUGGUUGAGAAUGUAACUAUAUCAUGCAAGUGUAGGUUCCCAUCAUUGAAUAUAGUCAUCAUUUUGGGGUGCAAAUGCUAGCAACUUAGUCACAGUCACUUAAAAAUUUCAUCUGUUUGAAACAAUAAAUGUUAACCUCCAUUGUAUGUUUUUCAGCUAUGCAAUAAAGCAAGGCAUUCCCUACCCCAUUGAAUUGCUUCAACUGUUCAGUACAUUGAUUCAAGGUCAAGAGUGUUUCACUUCUAAGCAUUACGAUACUGAAUCAAAUCAUGAUUGAUUUUCAGCUA
Molecule: messenger RNA, 2720 nt
Organism: Fragaria vesca subsp. vesca
Lineage: Eukaryota; Viridiplantae; Streptophyta; Magnoliopsida; Rosales; Rosaceae
Product: cation/H(+) antiporter 18-like
Exons: 3
Coding region: 1-2412 (803 amino acids)
Biological process (GO): regulation of pH; proton transmembrane transport
Cellular component (GO): membrane; endomembrane system
Molecular function (GO): antiporter activity
Source: RefSeq, a predicted model, not a curated record